GCGAACGAACGAAGAAGACAGACAGACAGUUGAGUUGAGACCGCAGCGAAGGCCAGACGUGUCUCCGGCGUCGUCUUAGCCCGUUCACUUGUUCACUUCCAGGCGGCCGUUGCCCAAGAAAUGUGGUGAUUUCCGCGCGUAGCACCCCUAGCAGCAGCAGCAGACCCGAGCCAGGAUACUCGUGCAGUGCCAGCCAGUGUGUUUGUGUUUUGUGUGUGAUUGUGCCCCGGUGCUAGUCCAGCCUUGCCCCGCUCCGCCAUGCCGUGCUCCGCGGUUACCUUGUCGCUAGCGACCAUCACGGCCGUGAUCGCCGCCGCCCUGCUGUCCAUCGCCUUCUCCACGGAUAACUGGCAGUACAUCGAGGUGAAGCGAGCGCAGAUCCAGCAAUAUGCCGCCAAGCGGGGAGGGCAGGAGAGCCUCCUGGAGAACAUGAACAACAAGUACUACUACUACACGAGGACCAAGGGGCUCUUCCGCAUCUGCUACCCCAAGGAGAGGCCGCCUACUGUGGAAACGUACCUGAGCCCCGUGGAGACCCACUGCCACAACAUCGACUACUUCAUCCCAGACGUGGACAACCAGACCAAGCUGCUGUCCGAGGACGCUAUGACUCGUCUCCACAUGGGCCGCUCCAUGAUCGCCCUCUUCAUCGUGGCCUUCCUCAUGGUGUUCGUGGCCUUCUGGACGGGCGUGGCCGGGUGCUGGCGCCGUUCCCCGGGCAACAUCACGUCCACGGCGAUUCUCAUUCUCCUCGCUUGCCUCCUGAGUGCUGGUGCAAUGGGUCUUUGGCACGGGGUUGAAUAUUACGAGAAGGAGAAGGUUGUCGGAGAGGAUUUCUACCAGCAGUGGAACAAUGUUCUGCGCGAUGAGACUCAUAUGUGGUAUGACUGGUCCUACAUGCUGGCAUGGAUCGGUGUGGGUUUUUCACUAGUGUCAUCCACACUCUUCUUCUCUGCCGCUACCUGCCUCCGAUCAGAGAAAGACUCUGAGAAAGCCAACAAUGUGCAGUAUAUUAUGCCAGUGUACCCCCAGAAGCAACAGUACGCUGCCUACCCUGGCUAUCCCGCUCCUCCUGCUGCUUACCCUGGUCCCUAUUACCAUGGUUCCCAGUACGGCCCCUACAACUACUAGAAUUGACAUGAAGAAAAAACUGCAGCUAAGCUGCUGACUGCCAAACUUGUGUGGAGGUGGUGCUAUUGGCCAAGUUUCAUAGCAUCGCUCCUGUGUAGAAAUCUCAACUUGACCGAAGUCAAAGUGAAUGUACUGUCUGUGAUGUGACAUGUCUUCAGUGCAUUUAUGAUUGUUCAAUUGUUUCCUUUUUAUCUUUGACAAAUAAUGAUUCUUUUUCAUUUCUUAUACCUUUGGCCCUGCUAUUUUCUCAGUUGUGUUUGUAAAGUGUGUUCUUUUCCCAUGUGAAUGCAUGAAAAAGCAAUCCAUCUAUGUGCAAAUAGAAAUAUAUUUAGUUGGAAGCUCUCUAGGACAUGCAAAGGGAAAAUAAUCUGCUCAACGAUAACAAAUGCAUAAUCUGUAAAUACUUUUUGGGUAGAAAUUAAGAUUCAACAGUUAUUAUUAAUUUGGUUGUCACGAACAAUUAUGUAGUAAGUUGCCAUUUUGUUCUAUUUCUUCUUAUGAGCUACCAUGAAAUAGGCUUCAUAUGAUUUCAAAUUCAGGGAGUAGGUCUGUGUUACUCUGUGAGGCUCAAACAGUUUUUUUUUGUUUUUUUUGUACAAGAAUUGUCACAUUUGAGAAGUUGUAUUUGUAAGAGCUUACAUUUUGUACCAUCCUCAAAGUAAAACAUCUUUUGGCUGCGUGUAGAUGCAUAGACUAUCUUGUUUUCUCUGAAAUGUUCUUCCUCACUGUGAGUUACCGUAGGUCAGCUAAAAUAUUUGCAUUAUUAUGCUAUGUGCUAGUCCACUUCUGCUGUAAAGCAUGAUUAUAAUCAGAAAUCAUAUACAAUCUUAAUUAUUUUCUAUACCAACAUUUGAGCAACUGUUAUAAAGUUGUAUCCAUCAGAAUGCAACUGCAACUAUUUAAUUUUUUUGUAAGUCGCAAUUAGACCAAUCAAUUUUC
Thrips palmi is the source of this 2070-nucleotide messenger RNA. RefSeq lists its product as uncharacterized. NCBI's taxonomy places the organism in Eukaryota, Metazoa, Arthropoda, Insecta, Thysanoptera, Thripidae. The record is from RefSeq and is a predicted model, not a curated record. The transcript has 7 exons. Bases 259 to 1131 code for a protein of 290 amino acids. Gene Ontology annotation, cellular component: membrane.